CAAGCAGGGUAUGGUAGUUUCGCACCUUUGUUACUUGUUGGAGCUUAGCGUUAGUGGUGCUCACUGUCACACAAAAAAACCCAAAACAAAAACGCUAUGGAACUUAGCUUGGAUUUGAGUUUAGGCUUUGUCCCCAAAACAAUUUCCCUGUUUAUCGGCGAUGUUUCUCGGAACAGAGACAAGUGCGAGAAACUCGCCAUGCUCGAGAGUUUUGUGCAAAGAUUGGAAGAUGAAUCGAGGAAGGUUGAGGCAUUUAAACGGGAGCUUCCCCUUUGCAUGCUCCUCCUAAGCGAUGCCAUAGCAAGAUUGAAAGAGGAAAAAAACAAAUGUUCGGGAAUGCAAGAUCCACCUUUGCUUGAAGAAUUCAUGCCACUUAAAACCAAUUCUGGAGGAAACAGAAAUGGAAAUGGACCCUUAACCAUGGAAAAUCAAAUCUGUGACAAGAAGAAUUGGAUGAGCUCAGCUCAGCUUUGGAGCACUGAAACCAAAUCGAGGAAUGAUGAAGAUGACGGGUAUGUGCCUAAUAACCCAAUUCAACCACGGGAGCAGAAGAACAAUAGAGAAGGAGCAUUUACAUCAUUCAAUGGAAAUUCGAGUGCCCCCAAGACGGAUUCGCAAGCUCCGAGCUUUAGUUUGAUGACUCCAGCAUCUGAACUGAGUCAUAGCAAUUCCAAGAGUGGUUGUGGAGGAAGCAGUUCUGGCUCCUCUUUGCUCCGCGUUGAGGUGCAGAGUCAUCCACAACCACCACAACAUCUGCAGCAGAAUCCGAGGAAACAAAGACGGUGCUGGUCGCCGGAGCUUCACCGGCGUUUUGUGGACGCGCUUCAACAACUGGGUGGAGCACAAGUGGCCACUCCUAAACAGAUUAGAGAAUUGAUGCAAGUGGAAGGCCUAACAAAUGAUGAAGUGAAAAGCCAUUUGCAAAAGUACAGGCUUCAUGUUAGGAGAUUCCCAGUUUCUUCAGUAGGACAGGCUAUUAAUAAUGGGUUGUGGAUGGGGCAAGAGCAAUGUGGAGAUAAAUCAAAGGGGAGCUUGUCACAGUCUGGUUCUCCACAAGGUCCUCUUCUCUUAGGAGGGUCUGUUAAAGGUCUUUCAAGCCCUGGAAGGAACAGUGUGGAUGCAGAAGACGAGCAAUCAGAUUGCCGGAAUUGGAAAGGUGGGGUCCACCAGCACCAAGAAGUUGAUAUUCAGAGCCUCUAAAGUUUUGCAGAUAAAUAAUAUAUAAUAAUAAAAUAUAUAAAUGAAGACCCAGAAUUUGACUACAUAAAAAUAAUAGAUCUAACAACAUAGAACUAUAGAAGAGAUCUAGUUUAUGCUACCAUUAUUUUAAACUGUUUUGUAGAGAGCUGCUGAGGUUUUGCAGAUUUUUCGGGUUUUUGUUUUAAGUCACAAUCAGUAUAGUAUAGUUGUAUGUAGCUGUAAUUUUACUGGGCAAUUUUUAUAGAUUAAUCCCCAUUAAUGCUAUUUGCUCUAAUUUCUUAUCUUGUGCUUUGGCUUUUGGUGGUUGAAUUUUAUGCAAAUGUCACACCGUAUUGG
Messenger RNA from Abrus precatorius (Indian licorice), 1536 nucleotides. Its product is annotated as transcription factor HHO5. The record is from RefSeq and is a predicted model, not a curated record. NCBI's taxonomy places the organism in Eukaryota, Viridiplantae, Streptophyta, Magnoliopsida, Fabales, Fabaceae. The coding region runs from base 97 to 1200 and encodes 367 amino acids. The transcript has 5 exons. Gene Ontology annotation, molecular function: DNA binding; DNA-binding transcription factor activity. Gene Ontology annotation, biological process: regulation of DNA-templated transcription.